Molecule: messenger RNA, 2043 nt
Organism: Gadus morhua (Atlantic cod)
Lineage: Eukaryota; Metazoa; Chordata; Actinopteri; Gadiformes; Gadidae
Gene: daw1
Product: dynein assembly factor with WDR repeat domains 1
Exons: 13
Coding region: 48-1295 (415 amino acids)
Molecular function (GO): protein binding
Source: RefSeq, a predicted model, not a curated record
UUUGUUGACAGUACCAAGAGGCUCCUUCUUGCUGCAUCACAUGCAACAUGAAACUCAAACGGUUUCUUAUAAGAUACUAUCCACCAGGUAUCAUCCUAGAGUAUGAAAAAGGGGGACAGUUGAGAACCAAGUCCAUCGAUUUGCUGGAAUUGUCUCCAGAUUCUGAUCCAGAUGAGUUGGUGGCUGAGAUCAGGGAAACUGAACCACUUGUCACCGAGACCCGUGUGGAGCAGGUCAAACUGCUGAUCCUCCGACUCAAGCAGAAGCUGUCCCAGAGGGAACACCAGAACGUCUAUCUCUUCAAGGCCCUCCAGGCACAUAUAUUGCCGCUGACAAAUGUUGCCUUCAAUAAAUCAGGUUCGAGUUUCAUAACUGGGAGCUAUGACAGGACAUGCAGAAUAUGGGAUACCGCGUCGGGGGCCGAGCUGCACUCACUGGAGGGACACAGGAAUGUUGUCUAUGCUAUUGCAUUCAACAAUCCCUAUGGGGACAAGGUGGCCACCGGCUCCUUUGAUAAGACCUGCAAACUGUGGAGCUCAGAAACUGGGAAAUGUUUGCAUACCUUUCGUGGACACAUGGCUGAGAUAGUGUGCCUGGCGUUCAGCCCCCAGGGUACGCUUGUGGCCACGGGCAGCAUGGACACCACCGCCAGGCUGUGGGACGUGGAGGGUGGCGAGGAGGUGGCGACUCUGACAGGUCACACGGCAGAGGUUAUCACCGUGUCCUUCAACACCGUGGGUGACCUGCUCCUCACCGGCUCCUUCGACCACACUGUCUCCCUAUGGGAGGUGGCCUCAGGCAGACGUGUCCACACCCUGAUGGGCCACAGCGGUGAGAUCACCAACGUCCAGCUGAACUGGGACUGCUCUCUCAUCCUCUCCGGCUCCAUGGAUAAAACCACCAAGCUGUGGUCUGUAGAGGAUGGGAAGUGUGUGACAACUCUGACCGGGCACACUGAAGAGGUGCUGGACGUGUGUUUCGACCUCACCGGGCAGCUUAUUGCUACUGCCUCGGCUGACGGCACAGCACGGGUUUACAACGCAGCCACGUAUGAGUGCCUGGUGAUGUUGGAGGGCCACCAGGGAGAGAUCUCAAAGAUCAGCUUCAGCCCACAGGGCAGCCGAGUGCUGACUGCCAGCUCUGAUAAAACGGCCCGUCUGUGGGACGUGGCGUCGGGACGCUGCCUGCAGGUCCUGGAGGGCCACGCUGACGAGAUCUUCUCCUGCGCGUUCAACUACGAGGGCGACACCAUCAUUACAGGAAGUAAGGACAACUCCUGUCGGAUCUGGCGCUGAGCGGCGCAGUGACUCACCGGCCCCCUCGGAGACACAGGGGGGGCCAUCGGCUGGAGGUCCAGCCAGCAGGUUUAUGUUAUUUUUUCACUUAAAGAACCCAGAGUGCAGACUAGAGCAUUCAUUCCCGUGUGCCCCGGUCUCGGUGGGUCGAUAAUCGUCUGGAUGAUGAGCCCGUUAUCCCCAUGAUCCCAGAGCCAUUGAUCCAGAAGGGGAUUCGUUUUUUUUUUUUACAGUGGUCUCCUUGAUCUCUGCAGCAAGGAAACAUAGUGAAUGUGUGGAUCACCCAUUUUCUAUCACCCAAAGAAGAACACACAUCUUGAUAAUACCACCACUCCAACUGGAAGAAGGAAGAGAACAACUUUGUAUUUUGUCAUGAUUCCCGACAUGAUUUGUUGGUGGAGCCUGAGCCGGAACUUACUGUCCUCAAUGUUGUCCGGGUGGAAAAACACAUCAGAGCCGAUGCACUUAUAAGGACAGUGGAGGCCGUACUUGCUGUGUUGAUGUGUUUCUCGGAAUACGGUUAUUCUUUCGAUGAGAAAUAAGGGUAAUCACAAAGAAAAUUAUGUAGCUAACAAGGUUAAAAUGUAUUACAAGGCGUGGUGUUGUCAUGGCUCAGAAGUUGCCAUUAUAAACCCAUAUAUAUAUUGAUUUGCAUGUGCCGUGUUCUUGUGAAUUAUCCAUUAUUAUAAAUUGAUCAGUAUUUAUUCUACAUAAUAAUAAAAUACUAAUGAUAGGGUUAGGCUGGUGA